This is a messenger RNA of Phyllotreta striolata, 4510 nucleotides long. NCBI's taxonomy places the organism in Eukaryota, Metazoa, Arthropoda, Insecta, Coleoptera, Chrysomelidae. The record is from the annotation of a GenBank genome assembly.
CAAAAGUGUUCUGUGUCCAAAUUGUAGGUGGAGGUGGAAAUUGGGUGAUUUUAUUUUAGUUGAUUAUGAUUAUGAAAUGAUUUAAAACCAAUUAUUCCAUUAUUUUUGUUGUUUUGAUCCGCUUAUUUUUGAUGUUGAAAUCCUCCCUUAUCCAUUCAAAAUGAUGCAUCUCAAUGCAGAUAUAUCGAGUGCUCUGCAGCUCCUGGAAGAUAUUAAACAAACAGUGGAUAACAUAGGCGAUCCAAAACUGCAACUAAACACGAGCCAAGACCUAAAUUUGCUCAUAAGCGUUCUGGAGAACCCGGUGUUCCGCAGUAUAGUCACAGUUCAGGAUUCCGUCAGCGAAUUAAACCAGCAAUUGAGCCAGCAUCCAUCCAUUUUGCCUGUUGAUUUCGAUAUAACAGCGGCCGGAGAGCUAGUCCUGAACGUUCCACCAGCUGGGGAAUUGUACGAUCCGGAUUACACGGACGAUUAUCCUCCUAGUAGGGAUUUCGACGAGCAAAGAGUGCCUUCAGCACCUAUAUCUCCCAGUUCACCGCAAGUGCCAAUUUUAAGUAAUGCGGAGAAUCAGUUAUUGUUAGUUAACAGCCCGAAUCUCAACAGCAGGCUGUGCGCUUCAGAGUCGCUUAGAGUCCUGCAGAAUAAUUCUGGUUUUCCUUCGAAUGACGACGAUAUUAUUCACCGUUCUCCUUCCGUUGGAAGCAAUAAUUCAAAAACCGAGCCCGAUAAUUUAAUAAACAGCGAAUGGUCGCAAGUGGAAAGUAUCGAUUUGAUUAAUGACGGUACUGGUUUAGGAUUUGGAAUAUUAGGCAUGAGGAAUAUGGGAGUUGUUGUUAAAACCAUCCUGCCUGGCGGAGUUGCGGAUAGAGAUGGAAGGUUGCAGAGUGGCGAUCAUAUACUACAGAUUGGUGAUGUGAAUCUUCAAGAAAUGAAUUCUGAACAAGUUGCGUCUGUAUUGAGGCAGUCUGGUACACGUGUAAGGCUAAUAGUGGCUAGACCAGUAGAUAUUUCAUCAACUGAAUACAAGUAUUUGGGAAGUUCAGCUCCGUUGGUUCCGACUCGAUUGCUGCACGAUUGCAACGAGUUAGACAAAUACCUUGUACAACACAAGUACGCUCCGGUCUUUCAAAAAAAUAUUGACAUGGAAUUGUUUCAAAGUGAUCUAUCUAUGCCUUAUGGAAUAUCAGGGCUUUCUCGAGUCCCUGCUUCUCCUUCGUUACCAUUGUUAAACCUUGAUAUGGUUGUUAAAAUGCCUGAAAUGGAAAAGUUUGUUGUUGAACUGAAAAAGGAUAUAAAUGGCUUAGGUAUAACUAUUGCUGGAUACGUUUGUGAGAAAGAAGAGCUUUCCGGUAUAUUUGUUAAGAGCGUCAGCAAAGGUAGUGCAGCUGAUUUGAGUGGUAAAAUUAAAGUAAACGAUAGAAUAGUAGAAGUUGAUGGUCAAUCAUUGCAAGGCUACACAAAUUUGCAAGCCGUCGAAGUGCUAAGAAACUCCGGGAAUACUGUCAAGUUGUGUUUAGAGAGAUACCUGCAUGGGCCGAAAUACGAACAACUUCAACAAGCUAUCGCAGCAAGUGAAAUAAAACCUGCAUCACCACCAGAUGUGCCACGAUUCCUCAAGGAAGAAGGAAUGCUAAAUCUAAACGGCGGUAGCAGUAGCAAUCAUGAUUCUGGACAGAUGCACAAAGAACUGUACAACAAUGUUCUGAAUAAAACAGAAAUCAUUGCUCCGAUAAACGAAGAAGCUCUCAAAAAGAAAUGGCAAAAAGUAAUGGGCCCAGACACCGAAAUAAUCGUAGCACAGCUGACCAAAUUCGGCGAAAAUAGCGGCUUAGGCAUUAGCUUAGAGGGCACCGUCGAUGUCGAAGACGGGCAAGAAGUCAGGCCGCACCACUACAUCCGUUCCAUCCUCCCCGAGGGCCCCGUAGGCCGGAACGGCACGCUCAAAUCAGGAGACGAGCUCUUGGAGGUCAACAAUCACAAAUUGUUGGGCAUGAACCACCACGAGGUGGUCAGCAUCCUGAAGGAGCUGCCCAUUAACGUUUGCAUGGUGUGCGGCCGGAAUCCCUUCAACCUGCUGGCGCAGCGCGACGAUUCCGUCACCGAGCGCAGCGCUCUGAAUCGCAGCUUGCAAAACCUGCUGCCUGUUUCCGAUAGGCUCGUCAAGGCCAAAUCGGACGGAUCGUUAGCGAGCAGCAUCUCGAUCUUGGGAUCGACCGAUCAAUCGUUCACGAAAAUGAAAUCGCGCUCACUCGAACCCCUCACCGGACUCGCCAUGUGGAGUUCGGAACCGCAAAUCAUUGAGUUAGUUAAAGGCGAACGCGGCUUGGGUUUCUCCAUUUUGGAUUACCAGGAUCCCAUCGAUCCGAACGAUACUGUUAUUGUAAUAAGAAGUUUAGUGCCGGGCGGCGUAGCUCAAUUAGAUGGUAGGCUUAUUCCAGGCGAUAGGCUCUUAUUUGUCAAUGAUACAUUGUUAGAAAAUGCUUCCUUAGAUCAAGCCGUGCAGGCUCUCAAAGGUGCUCCUAAAGGAAUUGUUAGAAUAGGUGUAGCUAAGCCAUUGCCAAUUCCAGAUACUAUAGGCCAUAAUUCUCUAGUUGAUAUCGAUUCGAAUAGAUAUGUAACCGCUAAUUCUAUAUUAAAUUAGCAUUGGAAUCGUCUUCAGGCGUUGUAAUUCCAUUUUGCAUUGAAAUUUAAUUAGCAACUCAAAUUUAUUCAACACAUUAUAACGUCACGCAAUGAUUUCAAUGUAUUAUAUUACGAAUCUCACACUUAUAUGUAUUAAUAAUUUAAAAAUAACUAUUACUAAAGAUUGUUCUGAAAAUAUCCAAUAGGUCAAUUAUAGCAAUUAUAUUUUACUAUUGUUUCCAAUAUUAUAAAACUUAUACAUUGGAACAGUCUUUCGUAAUUCUCUGUAUUAGAGGCAAUGACUUGAAAAUAACUCGGAGUAUUAGACGAAAUUCUUUUUACAUUCCAUUUCAGUAUUUUAUUGAAUAAAACGUUGCGGUACGUGUAAAGGGUCAAAGCGCACAAUCGAUGUUGAUUUUUUAAAAAUAUUUUUCGGCAUUCACUUUUGCCUACACGAAUAGCAAUAAGUUUAACGUUCAAUUGCAAAUAUUUCACACACUGUGUAAAGGUGGCGGGAAUACCGUUGUUGAAAUUCAGAUCUAAAAGUUUCAACGAACCGAGGCUUAACUGCUAUAAAAGAAAUUUGUUAAGGGAGUUUUAGAUCUGAUUUUUGUUAUUAUUCACAUUAACAUAUCUGUAUUAUUAAUAAUUAAGUCACUUAGGUGAUUAGUUCGACGUUUUUUUAACGGCGUUUAAUUUUAUUGAACUUUACUACUACCUAUAUACAAUUAUACAAUUUUCGCGACAGAAUAAUACAUUAAAAAAUGAGGCGUUUUUACUAAACGAGGGUGUUUAAAUUAGGCGUGUAUUUUGAAGAUUUUUCGCCCAUUUUCAGAACCUUAAUCUACCAACCCAUUAGUACUCGCGGCUAAUUUGCUGGAAAUAUCAGAGGAAUGGUUGCAAAAGAAUCUAAUUAUCAGUUCUCGUGCCAAGCUGGUUAUCUCUCUAUUACGAAUUUAAUCCCAGAACAAAUCCAAAGUAACGACCUAAUUUAAUACUUUUUGUGCUCGUUGGGAAAGCGCCUUUCGACAAACUUAAGCAACCAGAAAUUUGUUACAUACUCGAAUUAUCACACAGCUUCGUUGAAAAAUCGCAAUAGUUUUGUAUGAAAGUUAGUUAUCUAGAUAUUAAGGCCUAACAAAAAUAUACUAGCCAUGAUAUAUAUUAAAGUUUGUAAAUAUUGUUAAGAAUAUAUCCAGCAUGAAUUAUAUAAUAUAUUAAACUGUAGGUGUCAUAAAUUUAUAUAUUUUACAUACACGUAAUUAGUAUAGUGUUUCAAAGAAAUGUGCCAAUAUUCCGGUGAUGUUGCCACGAGUUUUUGUUAACACGUUUAUAUUAUACAAGAGGUGUUCUUGAAGCAUAUUAUAUUGUAAUAGUAAUAACGUUGCAGAUCCACACACUUUCCAUUACAAAGGCAAUAAUUUUUUUCGGCUCACAAGAUGGUUCCUCGAAUAUCAUUUUUGCACUGAUUAGACUUAGAAACUGCAAUAAUUUAAUUGAAUUACCUACAUCACGGGCAUCUCGUUAAUAUUUUAAAAAUGAUUGCGUGAUCUAUAUCAUUGACGCAUGACUAGAGCUUAGUCCUCGAUUAACGUCGAUUUGUAUUGUCAAAUUGAGAAUUAAGCUUCACUAAUAGGGAGUUAUAUACCUUUGGUUAUUGGGUUAGGUUCCUGUACAAAUAUAUACACAGCAUAGCAAAUUAUCCAUACAUAUGAUAAUGUAGAUACUUGUUUAACCAUUGGUUAAGAUUAGUAGAUCAAUGUUACUGCAUGUAUUUAACAUAUUUAAAGCGUUGUUUGUGACUUCAACAACAGGUAAACUAUUUCAGUUCAAACUUAUUAGUUAACUUCCAUGAAUACUCUUGACAAUAAAUUUAUUUGGAACUGAA